This is a messenger RNA of Pongo pygmaeus (Bornean orangutan), 1123 nucleotides long. It is a transcript of the gene KCNK7, whose product is annotated as potassium two pore domain channel subfamily K member 7. The transcript is spliced from 3 exons. Lineage: Eukaryota; Metazoa; Chordata; Mammalia; Primates; Hominidae. Bases 29 to 952 code for a protein of 307 amino acids. Gene Ontology annotation, cellular component: plasma membrane. Gene Ontology annotation, molecular function: potassium ion leak channel activity; outward rectifier potassium channel activity. The record is from RefSeq and is a predicted model, not a curated record. Gene Ontology annotation, biological process: potassium ion transmembrane transport; stabilization of membrane potential.
AGUUCCCACAGCACCCCAGCGGCCUGCCAUGGGGGGUCUAAGGCCCUGGGCCCGAUAUGGGCUCCUGGUUGUGGCCCACUUGCUGGCCCUGGGGCUUGGGGCUGUGGUGUUCCAGGCCCUGGAGGGGCCUCCUGCAUGCAGGCUUCAGGCUGAGCUCAGGGCAGAGCUGGCAGCCUUCCAGGCAGAGCAUAGGGCCUGCCUGCCACCCGGAGCUCUGGAAGAGCUGCUGGGCACUGCCCUGGCCACCCAGGCCCAUGGCGUCUCCAGCCUGGGCAACAGCUCAGAGGCCAGGACCUGGGACCUUCCCUCAGCCCUGCUCUUCGCUGCCAGCAUCCUCACCACCACAGGUUAUGGCCACAUGGCCCCACUAUCGCCAGGCGGAAAGGCCUUCUGCAUGGUCUAUGCAGCCCUGGGGCUGCCAGCCUCCUUAGCUCUCGUGGCCACCCUGCGCCAUUGCCUGCUGCCUGUGCUCAGCUGCCCAGGUGCCUGGGUAGCGGUCCACUGGCAGCUGUCACCGUCCAGGGCUGCGCUGCUGCAGGCAGUCGCACUGGGACUGCUGGUGGCCAGCAGCUUUGUGCUGCUGCCAGCGCUGGUGCUGUGGGGCCUUCAGGGCGACUGCAGCCUGCUGGGGGCAGUCUACUUCUGCUUCAGCUCGCUCAGCACCAUUGGCCUGGGGGACCUGCUGCCCGGCCACGGCCGCAGCCUGCACCCCGUGAUUUACCACCUGGGUCAGCUCGCACUUCUUGGUUACUUGCUUCUAGGACUCUUGGCCAUGCUGCUGGCUGUGGAGACCUUCUCUGAGCUGCCACAGGUCCGUGCCAUGGGGAAGUUCUUCAGGCCCAGUGGUCCUGUGACUGCUGAGGACCAAGGUGGCAUCCUAGGGCAGGAUGAACUGGCUCUGAGCACCCUGCCGCCCGCGGCCCCAGCUUCAGGACAAGCCCCUGCUUGCUGAAGCGUCAGGUGACCGAGUUCAGCUCCAUAAGGUGGCGGCACCUGAGGAGGAAGCAGCCAGGAGUGGCUGGGGAAGAAUCGGGAGAUGCAGCCGCGGUGGGGGUGGGCGGGAGGCCUCAGGGAAUACUGUGUUAAUCAUAAAAUGAGCAACGACUUCGGCUGUUUUCAAGUA